UUCAGCGGAGGAGUUUGACAUGUCUUGCGCGGUCGGUGGAGGGGCGCAGUCUGCAUGGCUGGGAGCUUCCGCGGGGUGCUGCUCCUCGUCAUCGGGCUCCGCUUCUGCGGCACUAUUAAGCGCAGGAUCGGCCAUCGCGGGUCGGCUACCUUGCCGAGUACUCGAGCAUGUGUUCUCGUAUUUGGAACUGUCGGAUCUCAUGAACUGUUCCUUGGUAUGUUGGCACUGGAACAAUUGUCUGGCGGAUGAAAACAGUGAGGUGUGGCGGAGUCUGUGUGCCCGUGUGCUGACUGAUGAAGCGCUGCGCUCGGAUGUCCUCUGCAAUCUGCCUUCUUAUAAAGGAAAACUGAAGUCUUUCCAGCAUGCUCUGAGCUCCCAUGAUUGCUCCAGGAAUGUCUAUAUCAAGAAAAACGGGUUCACCCUGCACCGUAACCCCAUCGCCCAAAGCACUGAUGGUGCCCGUGGGAAGAUCGGCUUCUCAGAGGGCCGGCAUGCCUGGGAGAUCUGGUGGGAGGGGCCCCUGGGCACAGUGGCGAUGAUUGGCAUCGCCACAAAGAGGGCUCCUAUGCAGUGCCAGGGCUAUGUGGCGCUACUAGGCAGUGAUGACCAGAGCUGGGGAUGGAAUCUUGUAGACAAUAACCUGCUUCACAAUGGAGAGGUCAACGGCAACUUCCCGCAGUGCAACAACGCACCAAAGUACCAGAUCGGGGAGAGAAUACGCGUAAUCCUAGACAUGGAUGAUAAAACACUAGCCUUUGAGCGAGGGUUUGAGUUCCUCGGAGUGGCAUUCCGAGGGUUGCCCAAAACAUGCCUCUUUCCAGCUGUUUCAGCUGUCUAUGGGAACACUGAAGUAACAAUGGUGUACCUGGGAAGACCCCUGGAUGGUUAAGGAGGAUGUCAGUGCCACCAUUAGAACCUGAGAGCAAAAUUUGGAGACUACUACUUGCCAUAAACAUGACUCUUAGCUCUUCACAUCCUGACUGAGAAAUGGGUUGUUACUGGUGGAAAUUGGAGGUUGAUGGGGAGGAUCUCCAACACACAUCUGCUGAUUUCUGUUGAACCUCUUACUUUUAAUCCGUUUGAUGACCUGGACAUUUGUUUUUAAAAACCAAUUUUAAUCUAAUUUGUGAAAUUGCACAAGUGGCAGCUGUUCUAUUUUAUGAAAUAGGUUAAACAAUUAUGCCGAACUAGAUAAGACAAGUGGCAAUGUUUUAUAAUGAAUUCAAAACCAUUUACACACACAUUGUGACGAGAUGAUACUGUAAAUGGGACUGCAUUAAGAGAGUACAAGGACGGCUCAAGCUUUCACACAAAACACAAACGUACAUGUAGGUAAAUGCCAUGAAGUAAACAUGCCAAAACAAUGUACCAAUAUCUUACUGUUUUUUCAUUCAGAGCGGUUAUCUGCAUGCAGUAUACUCAUCCCUCCCUUUGUUUUUUUAUUUUUGAAGGACAGGCAAAGGUAGUAUGUGGUUAUUCUGUUUGUUACUGUACAUCUUAACUGUGAUGUAGAAGUGUAUAGUAUUUAUUUAUUGAGGUCCAUCUUUGCCAUAACUGAGGUUAUGGAGACUGCAAAUAAACUCUGAAUGGUGCCAGUCUGUGAA
Myxocyprinus asiaticus (Chinese sucker) is the source of this 1604-nucleotide messenger RNA. RefSeq names its product F-box/SPRY domain-containing protein 1-like. The record is from RefSeq and is a predicted model, not a curated record. The transcript is spliced from 3 exons. Bases 20 to 889 code for a protein of 289 amino acids. Gene Ontology annotation, biological process: synapse assembly involved in innervation; proteasome-mediated ubiquitin-dependent protein catabolic process. NCBI's taxonomy places the organism in Eukaryota, Metazoa, Chordata, Actinopteri, Cypriniformes, Catostomidae. Gene Ontology annotation, cellular component: synapse; SCF ubiquitin ligase complex. Gene Ontology annotation, molecular function: protein binding.